This is a messenger RNA of Marmota monax (woodchuck), 1729 nucleotides long. It is a transcript of the gene Itgb1bp2, whose product is annotated as integrin subunit beta 1 binding protein 2. Lineage: Eukaryota; Metazoa; Chordata; Mammalia; Rodentia; Sciuridae. The coding region runs from base 515 to 1555 and encodes 346 amino acids. The transcript has 11 exons. The record is from RefSeq and is a predicted model, not a curated record.
UUCUAGACAAACAUGGGGAGGAGAUGGGGUGAGAAGCAUACUAUUGUGGUUAGAAAUGAUCAGUGCUAUUAACACUACACAUAAGUAAUGUGGUUGCCAGGGUAGCUGCUUUAAAAGAGGAAGAAAAUGGGCUGGAAGAAACCUUCAUUGAGUUGGGGUGGGGUCUCAGUUGGUAUAUAUUUCUGAGCAGCUGGUAGUAUGUAAGAGGCUUGGAAUUGGCAACAUCUAAAACUGUCUUAGCAGUGCUUAGCUGACCUCACCCAAGUUCCAAGUACUACUUUGCCUGAUCCUUUUUUCCUGAGCCUCAGAGUUAAAAUGCUCCUGUGCUCUUUCCUAUUGGCUAGGGAGACCAAUUGAAGUUCCCUUGCCCAUGUUAGGAGGUGUCCGCCUCCUGAACUAAAGAUAGAAACAGCUGGCCCUUUCAGGCAGCUAAAAGCCUCCGGACUAAGAGGUGUUCCCCACACGACAGCCAGACUCCUUGAAAUACCCUUUCAGUUAUUCUGCCAACGCCUCCAUGUCUCUGCUCUGCCAUAACAAAGGCUGUGGGCAACAGUUUGACCCCAGUACCAAUCUCUCUGAUUCCUGUCGCUAUCACCCUGGGGUCCCAAUCUUCCAUGAUGCACUAAAGGGAUGGUCCUGUUGCCGAAAGCGAACUGUAGAUUUCUCAGAGUUUUUAAACAUCAAGGGCUGUACUAUGGGACCGCAUUGUGCUGAGAAGCUUCCUGAGGCCCCUCAGCCUGAGGGCCCUGCUACAAGUUCACUUCAGGAACAAAGACCUCUGAAUACAAUUCCAAAGUCAGAAGAGACCUUGCUCAGAGAGAGGCCCAAGUCAGAGUUGCCUCCAAAGUUACUGCCACUAAAUGUAUCUCAAGCCUUGGAAAUGGCAUUGGAACAAAAGGAACUAGACCAAGAACCUGGGGCAGGACUUGAUAGUAGUCUGAUCCGGACUGGUUCCAGCUGCCAGAACCCAGGAUGUGAUGCUGUUUACCAAGGCCCUGAGAGUGAUGCUACUCCAUGUACCUACCACCCAGGAGCACCUCGAUUCCAUGAGGGGAUGAAGUCUUGGAGCUGUUGUGGCAUCCAGACUCUGGAUUUUGGGGCAUUCUUGGCACAGCCAGGAUGCAGAGUUGGUAGACAUGACUGGGGGAAGCAGCUGCCAGCAUCUUGCCGUCAUGAUUGGCACCAGACAGAUUCUUUAGUAGUGGUGACUGUGUAUGGCCAGAUUCCACUUCCUGCAUUCAACUGGGUGAAGGCCAGCCAAACUGAGCUUCAUAUCCACAUUGUCUUUGACGGUAACCGCGUGUUCCAAGCACAGAUGAAGCUCUGGGGGGUCAUAAACGUGGAGCAGAGCUCUGUCUCCUUGAUGCCAUCUCGGGUUGAAAUCUCCCUGGUCAAGGCUGACCCAGGAUCCUGGGCCCAGCUGGAGCACCCUGAUGCACUAGCUGAGAAGGCUAGGGCAGGGGUUGUAUUAGAGAUGGAUGAGGAAGAAUCUGAGGAUUCAGAUGAUGAUCUGAGCUGGACAGAGGAGGAGGAAGAGGAAGCGAUGGGGGAAUAGUGACACAAGAAGUUGAGUAUCUAGUUAGGACCUCAGUGACUCCCUUAGAAUCUGAGACCAGAAUAUGGUUGACAUUUGGUGUCAUUGAGCAGCAGGAGGCUGAAGAUGGGGAGAACAAAACUGUCCAAAACAUGCUGUUUUUCCCUUAAAUAAAUCUUGUAUUCUGCAGUUUCA